Puntigrus tetrazona (Sumatra barb) is the source of this 10741-nucleotide messenger RNA. RefSeq lists its product as uncharacterized. The transcript has 11 exons. Gene Ontology annotation, molecular function: protein binding. Gene Ontology annotation, biological process: signal transduction. Lineage: Eukaryota; Metazoa; Chordata; Actinopteri; Cypriniformes; Cyprinidae. The record is from RefSeq and is a predicted model, not a curated record. The coding region runs from base 1 to 10608 and encodes 3535 amino acids.
AUGGCUCUUGCUGCUUUGCUGGAAUUUGCAGUAGAUCCACAGGAAGAGGCUGAUAGGAAAGAGGGGCGUCUGGCUGUAAUAGCAGAUCACCUUGGUUUCAGCUGGUCAGAAUUGGCUCGAGAGCUUGAAUUCAGUGAGGUACAGAUCAAUCAAAUAAGAAAUGAGAAUCCAAAUUCUCUACAAGAUCAAAGCCAUGCCCUCAUAAGGCUAUGGAAAGAAAGAGAGGCCAAAAAUGCUACAGCAGAGAACACUUUGAUGAAGACACUUACGAAAAUAAAUCGCAUGGACAUUGUUCAUCUCAUCGAAACCAAAAUUAUCCAGUCCAGUCAAGAACAGUCGUCACACACCUAUGCAGAAAUUGAGCAAACCAUAUCAUUGGAUCAUAGUGAAGGUUUUUCAGCACUACAGGAGGACAUGGAUAGCCCCAGACCAGGUCGGCGAGCAGAAGCCACGCAAAAAGCAUCAGAACUUGGGCCUCUGGUGGCAUCUGUCGAAGAUCUUUCCUGCAAUGCAUCUUCCCUUGAUGAUACCCAGAAAGAGAGGUUGAUGACAGACAAAGAAAUGAGUUCAGAGGUGGUUGGAACCUCAGCACCUAGUUCCUUUGAUAUGGUUGGACUGAGGCAACAAUUUCCAGGCACUCUCAAAAGAGUAAGUCCCUUCUUUACCCUGUACAAAGCUGUUCCUUGGAGACUGCAGUCUCAAGUGUAUGGCCCAGUUUGCAUAGGUGGUACUAUUUCCAACGAAUCAUCAGGCAAGGCACACGAAACUGUGAAUGAUCCUCUCCAAGAGUUAGGAGCUACUGGGGGUCAAUUUAUCCCAGUAUUCACCCAACAGGAUGACGAACAGAAUGCUCCACCUGUUAAUUCAAAUGAAGAGUACAAGCUGAGACAGAGACAAACAACAUUGUCAGAUUUUGGGCACACCCUGUUGGAAUCUGAGCAUGCUGAGCCAGAUUUCAAUGAGUUGUCUGUGGAACUCGAGCAAGAUUCUGAAGAUUAUAUUACCUCACCAAUCUCCAGUGCAAUACAUUUCCCAACAUCCCCAUCAAAUGAAAAGACAGAAAUUUCAUCUACUUCAUCAAAUAAAUAUGAGGUUGCAUUUCCAAAGAAACCAAGUCAGAGUGAGGAGUAUAUACAGCGCCACGUUGAGGAAGUUUCUGACAGAUUCUAUAGAACCCUGUUUGGUGAAAGUUAUGUCUUACCUGAGCUAUGUGAAAAGAAUGUAAAUGUAGAGACUUACAGUUUCCCUAAAAUUGAGAUUUCUUCUGUGGAUGAAGGGAAUUGUAACAUCAUUCCAGUCUGUGUACAAGAAUCUUCAGAUGUUUCCAAAGAUAGUGAUGUUAUUCAGUUUGGAAUCACAGAAUUGUCCACUGAAAGAGUACAAAGCAUAACUCAAAUAAUUUCCAGUCCUCUUCAAAAACCUAGCAUGUCUUUUGCACUUGUAAGUGGAACAGACAUUACAGAGAAGAUUACUCCUUCAACACUCAAUCAAAUGUCACUUGAUUCAGUUACUAAGCAGCCACAUAUGUUAUCACUUCCAAUAACUGAUUCUGGUUCUUCAGAAACAAGGGUUGAAGUAAUCACUGAAACCAAACCAACAGAUUCUGAAUGCACAAAAACGGAAUCUAUCUCCUUAAUACCAGCAGAAAUUGUGAAGUGUAGACCUCUUACGCCUAUAUCUAUAACAUCCCCAGUUGAGCCAAGGUCAUUGUCACCAGAUUUAGAGUUUGAAUAUUUUGAUAACCUUGGAAUGAUUUCAUCUGAAUAUAGAUCAUCACCAGAAUCAGUGGAUUCUUUGCCUUUAGACUCACCAAUACCAUUUGAUUAUAGACCGUCUUCCCCAGACUCAUGCAUAUUAAUGGCUGAAUUAAGAGUAUCUUCACCUGAAUCUGUAGCUUCAGUGAAUGAUUACACUCUUCUCUCUGUUGACUCUCCAUUGCCUGAUUUUAGGCCAGCUACACCUUUGCCAACUUUUGAAAAUUACACACCUGAAUUCACAAUACAUGUUGAAGAAUACAAAACAUUACAUGCACCUGGUGAAAUAACAGUUCCUCUUACAGGAUAUACAGAAGAUUCACUAGGAGCAUGUUAUUUGGAGGUGACUGAUGACACCCAAAGACCUAUUUCACCUGGUUCUGUGAUUUUCUUCAGAUCAUUAUCACCCGAAUCAAAUGGAUCUUGGUCUCCUACAUCCAUCUGUUCUGACAUUUUAGAUAGCGAACACUCCACUGAAACAAGUUUUGAUGGUCCAUCUCCUUAUGCAUUUUUGACUGAAUUAAGACCCUCAUCUCCAGAAUCCACGGCAUCUGUAAAUAAAAAUACAGUACUUCCCCCUGAUUCACCAAUUCCAUGUUUUUCAACUGAAGUGCAAAAUGGCUCUUUAUCACUCAUGGCAGGCUACAGAUCACCAUCAUUAAAAUCUGAACUUUCAGACAUAGAGUGUGAUCUGAUCUCAUUAGAGUGUUUACCUGGAAGUCGCCCAUCAUCCCCUGAAUCAUUUGCAUCUCUCACUAACCAGAGAUGCCUUUCCCCUGAUUCUCCUCUUCCCAGCUUUACUCAAACAAUGUGGGAAAGUUUCAUACCCACAAAACUGUUUAGAUCUGAUUCAUUUGAGUCAGGCCUCUCAGAUAAUGAAAACAAACCAAUAUCAGAAGUAUUGACAGAAACCAGAAUAUCAUCUCCUGAGUCAUUUACAUCAAUAAAUGAACAUAGACCCCUUUCGCCUGAUUCACCUGUGCCUGUUUAUAGAAGCACAUCACACUUUGAUGUCAUCCAAUUUUGGAGCCAAAGAGACUCAUCUCCUGAAUUAGAAACAUCAUCUGAUAUUGAAUAUUCGCACUGUGAGCCCUUGAUCUGUGAGCCAAGAUCUCAGUCCCCAGAAUCAAUUAUUUUAGAGCCUGAAUAUAUUCCUUUGUCCACAGUUAUAGUUGAAAGUGUUUGUUUUGAAGGCGAGCCAACAGAAAAAACAUACACUCAAAAAUUAGCUCCUAAGCGUGUUGAAUCGCUACACAAUGAAGAACAAAGCAUGAGUGAAUUACCAAAACCAAAGGAUAUUUUUAUGUCUAAAACUAUGUUCAGAAAUCUUGUCGCCAAAAUAUUUGAUCCACACUUCAAAGGUGGUUCCAAACUUGUUGUUUUGGACAACACUGGAACUUUACAUGGCCAGAAAAUGAUAUACCCACCCUCUACAGAAUCUGUCAACUAUACAGUGAAUAAGGAUUUAACUCAAAUUAAUCUGCAUUUCGAAAGUCAAUGCAAUCCACUUUCAUCACAACAUCAAUUUAGACCAGUAUCCCCAGAACCACUUUUGCUUGAUGACUCUCUUGAACAAACUGAGUGUAGACCUCCUGAGUCAGUAUCAUCAGUUAAUGAGUCCAGGCCUCUAUCACCUGUCUCACCUGCAACUGAAUUCAGUGGAUUUUUAAGAGAUUGCCCUGAUUCAAUUUUAUCAGAUACUGACAAAAGAUCACUUUCUCCAGACUCCUUGCCUGAAUGGAGACCCAUGUCACCUGACUCUGUCAUGUAUUUGAAAGACAUUAGAGGGUCUUCUCCAAAGUCAAAUGGGUCCAUUAAUGAACAUAGACCCCUAUCUCCAGACUCGCCUAUAACACAAUAUUUUCCAGUUGUCUUUGAAUCUAUUUCUGUUAAAACAAAUAGGUCCUCAUCCACUGAAUCUGAAUUAUCAAUGGAGGAAUGGGAAUUAAAUGAUUUUACCCUUGAUUCAUCUUUAGAAUCAACAAAAUCUAUAAAUGAUGAAACGUUUGACUUUAGAUCUUUGUCCCCCGAUUCUCCAAUAAGUCAGUAUGAUGUCUUGCAUUUUGAACCAACAAGGGCAACAAGUUAUGUAUCACUAUCCCCAGAAUCAAUGCUGUCAGACACAGAUGUACAGAACGAUUUAUUUGAUGACAUAGUUUUUGAUCUUAGAAGGUCCUCAGCAGAGUCAAUCACUUCACUAAAUGAAAACAGACCUCUUUCCCCUGAUUCACCUAUUCCUGAGUUCACAAUAGCCACACAAACAUUUAACAUAUCAUUUACAGGCUCUCGAUCAUCCUCUCCAGAAUCAGUCACUUUGAAUGUUAAAAAUGAAUUGUGUCAGUCAGACCUUUAUCCAGACCAAAGAUCUGACUCUCCUCAGUCUAUAAUAUCAGAGACUGAGAUUGGACCACUGUCCCCUGACUCACCUGUGCCUCAAUUCAUGACAUUGUUCCCUCAGAGUACUUUGCCAGUAACAAGACCUAGAUCGUGGUCAACUCAGUCACUGUACUCAGAGAAUACGGAAUGUGAUCCUUACAUUGAAGAUUUGUUAAAUAUAGAAUAUCGACCAGAUUCCCCUGAUUCAAUUUUAUCAGAAACUGAAAAAAGACCACUUUCUCCAGACUCCUUGUCUGAAUGGAGAUCCAUGUCACCUGACUCUGCCAUGCUUUUAAAAGAUAUUAGAGGUUCUUCUCCACAGUCAGAUGGGCCCAUGGAUGACUAUAGACCCCUAUCUCCAGACUCACCUGUACCACAGUACUUUCCAGCACUCUUUGAAUUAGUUUCAGUUACAGAAUACAUGUCUUCAUCCCCUGAAUCUGCAUUAUCAGAGGAUGAAUGUGAAUUAAAUAUUUUAAACAUAGAUUCUUCUCCAGAAUCUAUAAAUGAUGAAAGGCUAGACUUUAGACAUUUGUCUCCUGAUUCUCCAAUAUCUCAGUAUUAUACCUUUCAAUUUGAACCAACAAUGUUUACAAGUAACUUAUCACCAUCCCCUGAAUUGGUUCCAUCAGAAAUAGAUAUGCAGUCGGAUGUAUUUGAUGACUUGGUGAUUGACAUUAGAAGGUCAUCAUUAGAGUCAGUCACAUCACUCAAUGAAAACAGACCUCUGUCCCCUGAUUCCCCUAUUCCUGAGUUCAAAGUGUCCACACAAACAUUUUUAAUAGCACUUACAGGCUCCCGACCAACCUCUCCAGAAUCUGUUACUUUGGGUGUUGAAAACGAAUUGUGUCCAUCUGACCUUUAUCCAGGCCAAAGAUCUGACUCUCCUCAGUCUAUAAUAUCAGAGACUGAGAUUAGACCACUGUCCCCUGACUCACCUGUGCCUCAAUUCAUGACAUUGUUCCCUCAGAGUAAUAUGUCAGUAACAAGACCUAGAUCAUGUUCACCUCAGUCAAUGUGCUCAGACAAUACAGAAUGCGAACCUUACAUUGAAGAUUUGCUAACUUUACAAUAUCGACCAGAUUCCCCUGAUUCAAUUUUAUCAGACACAGACAAAAGACCACUUUCUCCAGACUCCUUGUCUGAAUGGAGACCCAUGUCACCUGACUCUGCCAUGCUUUUACAAGACAUAAGAGGAUCUUCUCCACGGUCAAAUGGGUCCACGAAUGAAUACAGAUCACUAUCUCCAGACUCACCUAUUCCACAGUAUUUUCCAGCACUCUUUGAAUCAGUUUCUGUAACAGAUUAUAUGUCCUCUCCCCUUGAAUUUGCAUUAUCGGAUGAGGAAUGUGAAUUAAAUGUUUUCACCCAAGACUCUUUUUCAGAAUCAGCAGAGUCUAUAAAUGACGAAAGGCCUGACUUUAGAUCUUUGUCCCCUGAUUCGCCAAUAGCUCAAUAUUAUAACUUUUAUUUCGAACCAACAAUGGUAACCGGUUACACAUCAAUAUCCCCAGAAUCUGUUCUAUCAGGAAUAGAUAUGCAGACCGAUGUAUUUGAUGACUUGAUGAUUGACCUUAGAAGGUCAUCUUUGGAGUCAAUUGCAUCAAUUGAUGAAAACAGAGAAAUGCCCCCUGAUUCACCUUUUCCUGACUUCACACUAUCCACACAGUCAUUUAUCAUGCCAGAGAUAGGCUCCUGUCCAACUUCCCCAGAAUUGGACUAUGUGGAUGAUGAAAAUACACUUUAUCAAACCGACUUUAUUUCAGAACAAAGAUCUGACUCUCCCCAGUCUAUAAUAUCAGAGACUGGGGGUAUACCACUGUCCUCUGACUCACCUGUACCUCAAUUCAGUGUGUUAUUCUCUCAGAUUACUUUGCCAGCAAUAGGAAGUGGAUCAUGUUCACCUCAAUCACUGUGCUCAGGGACUAUAGAAGAUGAACCAUCUUUUGAAUCUCUUUUUAUUAGAGGCUCUUCUCCACAGUCAGUUGUGUCCAUGAAUGAAUGUAGAUGUCCUGACUCACCUAUACCACAUUACUCACAAUUAUUCAUUGAGCCAAGGCCUAUAAAAGCACAUGGGUCAUCCUCGCCUGAGUCUAUGACAUCAGAUGUUGGUUAUGAGUUAUAUGAGUUAGAGAAUAGUGCAUCAGAAUGUGAGUAUAGGCUUCCUUUAAUGGAUUUAGUAUCAGAGAGUGAACACACCUCAAGUGAGGUGAAAUCUCAUUUGGCUUAUUUUAGGGCAUCCUCAACAGACUCUGACACCUUAGUUAAUGAUAUUAAAUUGCUCUCUCCUGACUCACCUGUGCCACAGUAUUUCCCAGCACUUAUUAAAUCAGUUCCAGAUUAUAGGUAUUUAUCAGAUUAUAUGUCAUCAUCCCCUGAAUCUCUGUUGUCAGAGGAGGAACUAAAUGUUUUGACAGAAGCUUCUCCAGAAUAUAUAAAUGAAGGCAGAUCUCUCUCACCUGAUUCACCUAUAGCCAUGACAGAUUCUCCAAUACUUCAGUAUUAUGCUUCAAACUUUGAACCAACAUUGGUAACAGGAUACAGGUCAACAUCUAAUCAGACAAUAUUAUCAGAAAAAGAAAUGCAGACAGAUGAAGUUGAUGACUUACUGAUGGAUCUUAGAACAUCCUCACCAGAAUCAGUGGCAUUAGUGACAGAAAACAGACCACUGUCCCCUGAUUCACCCAUUCCUGAGUUCACACAAUCCAUAUACACAUUUUCCAUACCAGAAUCAGAUUCUAUAUCAAUUUCCCCAGUCUCUUUGAGUGAUGAAAAUGAAUUAUAUCCAUCAGACUUUAGUAUGGGGCAAAGGCCUAACUCUCCUGAAUCAGUAAUAUCUGAAACUGAGCCUAGACCAGCUUCCCCUGAAUCACUAAGUGAUUACAGCCAAAUGUCUCAUAACACAACAAGGUCUGUGGUAGAUUGUGCAUCUCCAGAAUUCUUUAAAUCAUUGGAAGAGUGUAGAAUAUUAUCUCCAGACUCUGUUCCACAGUUUAAAAUAUCAGCAAUAAAUGUACAACGAUCAGAGUCAUCUGAAUCACUUACAUUAGAGACAGACAUUGAACUUUGGGUAACUGCAUCUCAAGCUACUGAAGAGAGACCCUCCUCCCCUGAAUCAAUCAUAUCCUUAAAUGAAAAAAGACCAUUAUCACCAGACUCACCAAUUUAUGACUUUAAGUCAUUAUUGCAUGUAAAUAUCACCCCAAAAACCACAUACAGAUCAUCCUCCCUAGAAUCAGUUGUAUCUGAUUUAGAAUUUGACAUGGAGAGCUUUGCAUCUGAUGAUGUUACAUGGACUGAAAAUAGACCCUUAUCUCCUGCUUCAGGUGAAAUAUCUCCUGUGGAUCAAUGUCAUUUAGGCCAAGACCUAUCCAACAUUGUGACAUAUCUACCAUUAAACAUGACUUUCAGAAUGAUGCCUCAAUAUAAACUUGUGUACAAGGCUGUUCCUUUAGCAUUAAUAUCCCAUUUGUAUGAUCCUCAUUAUAAAGGCGAAACUUUCUGUCCAAAGCCAGGUGUAUUUGAGUACACUGGAUGUAAAAAGGCAAAUAAUGAAUUCACUGAGCAACACAAUUAUGACAUUUCCAACAAUGCUAUAUCUCAUAUUGAAACAUCCUCACCUUUUGAUACUAGUUCUCUGCAAACAUAUGUACAAACAGAAUCAUUUGAUUUAUUUGGAACAAAUCAAGCAUUUUCCAAUAAUCCGUUGAUAUAUUGUACAAGAUUAAAUGCAUGUCUAAUAGACUCUUCAGAUAGUAGAGCCUCUUCACCAGAAUCAUAUACCUCUAUAAAUGAGUAUAGGCAACUCUCUCCUGAAUCUCCAAUUCCUGAGCACAGACCUACAUUACCAUGGGCAGAAUUUUUGUUUGAAAGUCGGCCUUCAUCCCCUGACACAAUUUUUUCUGUAAAUGAAUUUCAAAGUCUUUCACCUGAUUCACCUAUACCUGAAUACUCAACUUCAUCACCAGUACCAAAUGCACAUACAUCUGAAUCUAGCGAGGUAUUUAUGCAACACAAAUUCAUUUUGAGCCCAUUGUCACCUUCAAUAAAUAAUGAUCAAAGUUCUGAUAAAGACUCAUAUCCUGAAUCAUACUCAUCAUGGUACCCACUUCCACAAUGGAUCAUGUCUGAAAACAGACCUUCAUCAUCUCUCUCAGAUAUUUCAGACACAGAUUCUAGAUCUUUAUCACCUCAAAUGUUCUGUAUUGAAACAAAUGUGCGAAACCCAUCACCUGAAGCAGCGACCUUAGACACAGAACUAACAGAAACUAUUACUCCAGAACCUUUAAUUUGUGAGACAUUUUAUGAACCUGAAUCAGUGAUCAGUGAAUCUGAAGAUGAGUUUUAUGAUAAUUUGAAUGAUUUGUCACUUUCUGACAUUGAUGAGAUUAAGAAAGAUUUACCUGUGUUCAAAAAUGAUCCUGCUUUGCUGAAUCCAGUGACAUUUGAACAAUGCGUGGAACAGAUCGAGUCUCCAUAUGAAAUUGAGGAACCUGUUUCUGAAAUAAGGAUUGAGUGUUCAUUUGAUGAUGGACUACAGCCAAAGGCAUUUCACGAUAUAGCAUCUGAGCAAACACAAAAGGACACACCAAGUGCAGCAAAGACAAUUACUUAUUGUGAAGAACAGGACGUAAUAGCAACAAGUGAAUCUGCAAAUGAAGAAACUAGCAAAGGCCACAAUAUACAUGAUAUAGAUGAAAAGAGACACAUGGAAAGUCUACAGCAACAAAAAGAAGAUGUAGGACAUGAUUUAAGAAAACUAGCCCCUCGAGAUGACAAAAAAAGGGACAGUGUCUCAGAGGAAAUUAAUUUAAUGCCUCAAGUCAAAGAUUCAAGUCUAAGAAAAGGAGAUACACCAUCAAUUUCAAAAAGUUUAAAUUUAACAGAAUCCUUUAUUACCAAUGAAUCAUCAAAAGAUAUAGCCACACAUGUCUCCAACAUACCUGAGCGCAACAGAUCUCAGCCUGUCUUUGAUUUGGAGGCCCACAAAUCCACUCCUGGUUCGUCACCUGAAGAAACGAAAGCAUUAAAAGGACUGGAAGAAGUAAAUUCUUUUCAGUUUCAUCUUAAAGACUCUCAUAGAAGAGUUAAACUAAAUCGAAUUGAUUCUUCUGCAUUUAGUUUGGGUCUUGAAUCAAGUGAUUGUAAAAAUUUGCCCUCAAUGUCAGUAAAAACACCAUCAACAGACACUUCCCUUUCACGUAUAUUUAACACAUCCUCUUCUGAACAAGGGAAUUCUCCAGAGUGCCAAGAAUUUCUAGGCAAGGAAAUACCUUGUGCUGCAGGGACUGUCCAGCUUUCCUCAGAGUUUAAACAUGUCGUUUCUAAAUUUGAACAGGCAUCACCAUCUUUAGGUGGUGAUAAGCCUGAAUUAAGUUUAGUUUUUCCUGGAACCUAUCCACUUGUAGCUGCUAUGUCACCUUGUACUCUGGAAGUAACUCAGGAUAUGACAGGUGACCAGAUGCAUUUAGGUGCUACUGCAGUUUUAGAUGUUGACUUUCCACUUUACAGUCUUAACUUUAAAGCCAGGCCAAGGCCCGCUCAUGCAGAUAGCAUUGAGUCAGAAGCUGAGUUUUUUGAUUGCCGGCAAACAUUUUCUGAUGCAUCUGAGCAAGAGGAGGGAUCAUUAGAAAUUUUAGAUGUUCCUCAAACAGUUUACCACGUUGAGGAACUUCCAUCUUUAUCAAGCAGCCCUGAAUAUCUGACAGGCAUCUCUAAACUUAGAGAGCACACGCAGUUGAAAAAGGAUGAGCGGCCCUUAUCCUGGGCCAGUGAGGACCUACCCAUAGUUCUUGAGCCAGAAGAUGAAUACACUUGUGAGGUUGGUGAGGGGAAGGAUUUCCCUUACGAUUAUACAGGUGGUCAUUCAUUUGCUGAAGAGCUACCUCCAAUAGAGGGUGCAGAAUAUGAUGACGAUGAUGACUCUCUAGGCAGGGAAAUAGCUGAAGAACUAGGUUUGCUGUCUGAUAGUUCAGAGGAGGAGGUGUUGACCACCAGGGUGGUGCGGCGCAGAGUUGUAAUUCAGGGAGAUGAGAUGCCUGAAAUCCCUCCUCAGACUGUGACAGAAGAGAAAUACACUGAUGAGUAUGGAAACAUUGUGGUCAAAAAGAUAACACGAAAAGUCAUCCGUAAGUAUGUGUCAGCAGAUGGGGUAGAGAGAGAGGAAGUGAUGCUGGAGGGUCCACAGCAGGAAGCUGUUUCUGUGGAUGAGGCUGACGGUUUCUCUAAAGUUGUGAAGAGGACAGUGGUGCGGAGCGGGGGAGAUCAUACCGAGGUAACCUUCUCUGAACCUUUAUCUUACGUUGGUGCAACAUCUUCCGAAUUUGAGGAAGAGCCUGUCCAAGGUCGGAAGGUCAGCAAAGUCAUCAAAACUAUGGUAGUGCAGGGUGAACGAAUGGAAAAACUAAUCGGAGACCCUUCACUCUCAUCGGAUCUCCCAUCAGCCAAAGAAGACUUUGAAAAGGACCCGGAUGCAUAAGACGCGCACUCAGAAAAGCACAGUAGUGAAGGAUGGCCAAGCCAAACAAACCCACCUGGAACGACUGGAGGACACCCGCGAUUCCCUGCGACCCGAUGACCUACAGCAGCACCUGCAUCAGCUGCUUCAGCGC